CAGCCCCCCCUAUACCAAACCGGCCUGGCUCGAGCUCAACAGUGGCAGGGAAGCACCGCGCGCCCGUGUCUGGUGAGAAGCUUAUACACUCACCGUGGAGCGUUUCGCCCCCUAAGAACUCCACACGUUGACUUUUAUCCUGCUGCGGUAUUUUUAUUUUUUACACGGAAGUCCACGGUGUUUUCCCCACACAUCCUCUGCGGUACUUGUGGAAGCUAACGGCGGAUACUGGCUAGGCACAAUAGACGCUAGCCGAUGGAGGCUAGCCGUAACUAGCUCGUUAACAACACACACCGGCGAGGAGCGACUAAGUAUCCCCAUGGACACCGCGAUGAACGUCUCCUGACUCAUUCCGCUCCACACUGUCACCACUCCCGCCUCCCCGCUGGUGGUGCCUCUCUCGACGCCGCCUGACAAGCGUUUUAUUUUCGGUGCUGAGACACCAGGAUGGUGGCGGUGGUAGCUAACUUCGUGGGAAACAGUCCGACUCAAGUGAGACCAUAUUUGUCUUUUUAUGUUCUGUUCAUAUAAAACCCCCAGAGGGACGACGACAAUAUUUCUCCUGACAUUGGCCGGGGGAUUAUUUUUUAAUUGGAUUCCGGCCUGCUGGUUUGAGAACGAAGCAACCCCCGCUAACCAUCCUCCAUUCAGCCGCCUAAGCACGCAUCGCCCUCCGAUGCGGAGCCUCCAGUGACACCCACCCGGGGGACCCCCCUCCCUUCCUCCCUCCCCGACAUGCUCAAGUGUAUCCCGCUGUGGCGAUGCAACCGCCACGUCGAGUCGGUGGACAAGCGGCACUGCAACCUGCAGGCGGUCCCCGACGAGGUGUUCCGAUACAGCCGCAGUUUGGAAGAGCUCUUGCUGGAUGCCAAUCAACUCAAGAAACUCCCCAAGCCUUUCUUCCGACUACUGAACCUCCGGAAACUGGGCCUGAGCGACAAUGAGAUCCAGAGACUGCCCCCUGAAGUGGCCAACUUCAUGCAGCUGGUGGAGCUGGACAUAUCCAGAAAUGACAUUCCCGAGAUCCCCGAGAGCAUUAAGUUUUGCCGGGCCUUGGAGAUCGCCGACUUCAGCGGAAACCCCCUCUCCAGAUUGCCCGACGGUUUCACUCAGCUGCGAGCGCUGGCUCACUUGGCGCUCAACGAGGUGUCGUUGCAGACUCUGCCCGGCGACAUCGGAAAUCUGGCCAACUUGGUGACGCUGGAGCUCCGGGAGAACCUGCUCAAGUGUCUGCCCACGUCUUUGUCCUUCCUGGUGAAACUGGAACAGCUGGACCUGGGCAGCAACGAACUGGAAGUGUUGCCGGACACACUCGGCGCACUGCCCAACCUGAGGGAGCUUUGGCUGGACCGCAACCAGUUGUCCUCCUUACCGCCGGAGCUAGGGAAUCUCCGGAGACUGGUGUGUCUGGAUGUGUCUGAGAAUCGCCUGGAGGAGCUUCCCUCCGAGCUUGACGGUCUCCUGGCGCUCACAGACCUGCUGCUCACGCAAAACCUGCUGGAGGUGGUUCCGGACUCCAUAGGUUGUCUGAAGCAGCUGUCCAUCCUCAAGGUGGACCAGAACAGACUGACCCACCUGACCGAUUCCAUCGGAGAGUGUGAAAACCUGACCGAGCUGGUCCUGACCGAGAACCUCCUCCAGACGCUUCCUCGAUCGCUGGGCAAGCUGAAGAAGCUGACCAAUUUGAAUGUGGACCGCAACCGCCUGGGCGCCGUGCCCAAGGAGUUGGGUGGCUGCGCCAGCCUCAACGUGCUGUCGCUGCGGGACAACCGCCUGGCCAAGCUGCCCGCCGAGCUUGCCGACGCCACGGAGCUGCACGUGUUGGACGUGGCCGGGAACAGAUUACAAAACCUGCCUUUUGCCUUGACGAACCUCAAUCUGAAGGCCAUGUGGCUGGCGGAGAACCAAUCGCAGCCGAUGCUCAAGUUCCAAACUGAGGAUGACGAGUGCACGGGCGAGAAAGUGUUGACCUGCUACCUGUUGCCUCAGCAGCCUUCCCCAAGCCUUGAGAACCUGCUGCAGCACAACUUGCUGUGGGUUUGCCAGGGCCUUCAACGUCGAGCCACACCUCAUCCCAGCGAGCUAAAGGUGAUGAAAAAAGUGAUCGAGGACCGACGGAACGAAGUGUUCACGUCCAGGCCCGAGGGAGAAGAUCAUUCCUCAGAUGUGCCGGAGAAACGGCUCAGCGACCUUUCAAAUCAGAGCCACGACUCGCAGGUGUCUGACAGCACGCUGUCGGCCGCCUCCCACGAGGAAAGGCGAGAAGUUGCCGUGCCCUCCCAGGACCUCGUGGACGGCCACUCCCAUCACGAGGAGGAGGACCUGGAUGAGAUGGAGGUGGAGUACAUUGAGCCCACCGUGCACUUUGCCGAGGAGCCCAUCAUCCGCAGCGGGGACGAUGACGACGUCGAGGAAGACGGCAAGAGGAGCGAAGGGGACGAGGACGAGGACGACAGGCCCCCCUUCCCUGCCGAGAGGCAGCGGCUCAUCCGGAAGGACACGCCACACUACAAGAAGCACUUCAAGAUCACCAAACUGCCCAAACCCGAGACGGUGGCGGCCCUGCUGCAGGGUUUCAACCCCGACGUCCUCGGCUCGCCCACCGAGGACAAGCUGGACGGGCGUGAGGAGGAGGAGGAGGACGACGAGGACGAUGGCGUUGGCACCCCUCUGUUGCGUCGCAGGAUGGAGAUGUCGGAGCUGGAAAACAGUCGAUACCACGUCAACUCCAGUCAAGUCAAGCACACUUUAACCAUCCUGCGGCAAACGGGCGGCCUCGGCAUCAGCAUUGCUGGCGGGAAAGGGUCCACGCCGUACAAGGGGGACGACGAGGGGAUUUUCAUCUCCAGAGUUUCUGAAGACGGUCCGGCUGCCAGAGCAGGAGUGAAAGUGGGAGACAAACUGCUUGAGGUGAACGGCGUCGACCUCUACGAGGCCGAGCACCACGCAGCCGUGGAGGCCUUGCGCGGCUCCGGGGCCGCCGUCUCCAUGACGGUGCUUCGCGAGCGCAUGGUGGAGCCGGAGAACGCCAUCACGACCACGCCGCUCAGGCCCGAGGACGACUACUUCCCGCGGGAGAGGCGCAGCAGCAGCAGCGGGCUGGUCUUCGAGGCCGGCCACGGACAGGGGGGCGGGUUAGGACCCCUGCAGCGCCUCUCCGCCUGCCUGGUGCGCAACGACAGGGGGCUGGGCUUCAGCAUCGCUGGAGGGAAGGGGUCCACGCCGUACCGUACCGGGGACACGGGGAUCUACAUCUCUCGCAUUGCAGAGGGGGGAGCAGCCCACCGAGACAGCACGCUACGGAUUGGCGACAGGGUCAUCUCUAUCAAUGGUGUAGACAUGACAGAGGCCAGACAUGACCAGGCAGUAGCGCUCCUUACCGGCACCUCCCCCACCAUCGCCCUCCUGGUGGAGCGAGACCCCAAUGCCCCGCGCUCACCGGGCCAGUCCCGGCAGCGGGCCCACUCCCCACCGCCCCCGGAGCCCUCGGACUCUCCGGACCAAGACGAAGAGGGCCUGCAGGGGAACCACCUCGGUCGGUUGGAGGAUGAGUACCCCAUUGAGGAAGUGACGCUGGUCAAGUCAGGCGGUCCUCUCGGCCUGAGCAUCGUCGGGGGCAGCGACCACGCCAGCCACCCGUUCGGCAUCAACGAACCCGGGGUGUUCAUCUCAAAGGUGAUCCCUCACGGUUUGGCGUGCGAAAGCGGGUUGCGCGUGGGCGACCGCAUCCUGGAGGUGAACGCCAUCGACCUGCGCCACGCGACGCACCAGGAGGCCGUGCGGGCGCUGCUGGCCAACAAGCAGGAGAUUCGGAUGCUGGUGCGCAGAGAUCCCUCACCGCCCGGGAUGCAGGAAAUUGUGAUCCAUAAGCAGCCAGGGGAGAAAUUGGGGAUCAGUAUACGUGGAGGAGCUAAAGGCCACGCAGGAAAUCCGUUUGACUCAACUGAUGAGGGCAUCUUCAUAUCCAAGGUGAGCUCAAGUGGCGCGGCCGCCCGGGACAGCCGGCUGCAGGUGGGCAUGCGAAUCCUGGAGGUGAACAACCACAGCCUGCUGGGCAUGACGCACACGGAGGCCGUGCGAGUCUUGCGGGCCGUGGGUGAUUCCCUGGUCAUGCUGGUGUGCGAUGGCUUCGACCCUCGCAAAGUGCCCGCGGCGGAGGCGAGUCCUCACCAGGAGCCCAAUGCGUCUCCCGGCAUCAUCGCCAACCCUUUCGCAUCAGGCAUUGUCCGGAAGAAUAGUAUGGAGAGCAUCUCUUCGAUAGACCGAGACCUGAGCCCCGAGGAGAUGGACAUCAUACAAAAGGAGUCCGAGAUGGUGAGGGAGACGUCGCAGUGGGAGAAGGAAGAGAUGGAGAAAGUGGAGCGUAUGCGCUUGGAGCGAGAAGAGGCAACUCGCCUGCUUGAAGAGGAGACCGAGAACAUCGGCGCCGGACCUUUAAAACUGGACUACAAAACCCUGGCGGCGCUCCCCACCACCAGCCUGCAGAAGAUCAACAGGUUCUCUCCUUCUCUAAGUCCACCCAUCCCCAUGGAGGUCCCUCUGCAAGCCCAGUACGGCGCCCCGUUAGAGCCCCUGGGCUUCACCUUAAGCCCCCCCGCAAAGCCCGAAGCGGACGCGGCAUCCUCCCCGAGUUUGUUCUCCUCCAAAGAAGACAGCCUCAGCUCGACGGCAACUCUCAAUUUAUCCGAGGAAAGUGAAGAGUCUCUGGUGGACUCGCAGCCCAUCUGCUUCAAAGAGAACCCCUUUUUAGUGGCCAACCGCAAAGGUAAGGGUCUGCCGCCCGGCCAGCAGAUCCUUUCUGGACCACCGGUGGGCUACGGGAAGCAGGGCCAACUUCAGCCUUGGCUCUUCAGCAAGACUCCUUCAUCAGAUUACGCCAGGACCGAAAGUCCAAUCAGAGAAGCCUCCUACUCGCCGACCAUCCAGCCGACCAGCCACCACUCUUCCAACGGCUCCCUGUGCUCUGGCAGGGAGACCCGCUUCGCAAGCAUUCAUUUCACCUCCACCCCCAACACCAAGGACCACACGUCAUCCUCUACACGACCGGGCGCCAUCCUGCCUGUUGGGCGCGUGCGAGCGAGCACCUCCCCGGCCACUCCGGACGGCCUCAGCUCCAGCCCCUUCCAGCAUGGCCCCUCUCCCUUCAACUCUCAGACCUCUCCUCGCGCCCCCUCCCCCACCUCGCACUACGAGUUGCCCAUGAACGCCAAGCAGUCGUACAAGGCGUUUGCCGCCGUGCCUCGCUCGCUGGCGGCGCUGGAGCCGGAGCAGGACUUGUAUGGCGUGAGGAACAAUUUCCAUUCCAAGCAGCCUUCUCCAAAUCCUGAGUCGAACAACGACGUGUUUUACGACGGCACGGAAUCUCAGGAGGGGGCCGGCGGGGCGUCAGCCCGCCCCACCCUCUUGUCUGACCGUUGGGAGUAUACCAAUAUGGCCGCCGUGCCUCGCAUCUCCAGGCCGUCCCUGGACCCGCAGAAUCCGUCGCCCGGUGGCAGGGACAGCCCUGAGCAGCGUUCCUUCCGGGACCGGCAGAAGUACUUUGAGAUCGACGUGAAGCAGCAGACGCCCGACAAGCCCAAACCUCGCGUGUCGCUGGUCGGCGAAGACGACCUUAAGAAGAUGAGGGAGGAAGAAGAGCGCAAGUUUGAGCAGCGGGCACGUGAGUACCUGCUGGACGAAGAGGACGAGGACGACGAGGAGGACUUGGCCAAGCAUGUGGCCCAGAUGAAGGUGACGGGCAAGGUGCUGCUGGACGGAGUGGAGUACGACGUGGAGCCCGUGUCCACGCCGUCGCAGCCGUGCGCCGUGCCGCCGAACUACUGCGGGGGCUCACGUCCUUCGCCAGUGGACGGUAAAGGAGACAUGGCGAGGAAUUCGUUGGAUGACAGCUUCACACUGGAGCAGCGGCCCAAUUCCAUGACUGGUUUGCUCCCCGUUUAUGCCGGCGACACGGCGGCUCCCAUUCGCACAGCCAAGGCCGAGCGCCGGCACCAGGAGAGGCUCCGAAUGCAGAGUCCGGAGCUGGCCGUGGCCCUGGACAAGGAUCUCUCCCCCGCCGAGAAGCGAGCCCUGGAGGCUGAGAAGAGAGCCAUGUGGAGAGCGGCACGGCCUUUAGGCUUGGAGGACGAUGUUAGGCAGUAUGAGCAGGACCUGGCUAAGAGGCUCUACCAAGCUCGAGUGAGGGCCUCUCACGGCACGGCAGCCGCUGUCUCCAAUGCUUCUUCCUCUGCUGCCUCCCAGCUCAGGAUGAAGUCUCUGGAGCAGGACGCCCUCAAAGCUCAGAUGGUCAUCGCCAAGUCGCGGGACGGGAGGAAACGAAGUACCCUGGACCAGCUGGCCGAGUCGCCUUCGCCGGCGCCCACGCCCUCGCCGGCGCCCACGCCCUCUCCCACCCCGAUGGAAGAGCUCAUCAGUCCUCGAGGACUAACCUCCCCUGGCAGACUGUCCCUGUCGUCAAAGAGGUUUGACUACCGCCAGUUUGCUGCCAUUCCCUCUUCCAAACCGGUAUACGACAUUCAGUCUCCUGUCGCCGUGGACGACUUGCAGUUCAUCGACGACGGCUCGCUACAUCCGGGUCCCGCCACCGGCACGGAGGCCGAGAUGCUGGUGCCCGCCACCUCAGCCCUAGAGGAGAUGGCGCUGUAUAGCAACAAGCGCAAGCUGCGACAAGGGCGCCGCAGUUUGGAGACGGCCAUGCCCACGUAACACUUCACGUCAUGAAACACUACACAAGAAGAAGAAUCCAUUUCCAAGAGACCAGGAUAGCGGUCCCUCAUAUCCAGCUUUGCCUUCAGUCGCCAUGGAGACCACGUUUCCUCCACACUUCCUCCUGCCCGGCUAACGUUCUUUUUUUUUUUUUUGUGUGUGUGUGUUUUUAGCUUCUAUUUUUUAUUAUUUUUUAUUUUUAUUAACAUCCCAAAGACAAACAAAAAAAAAGAAGUCCUAGCUGUAACAUGUGGAAAAAUAUUUUGACUAGAUUGUAAAAUGUUUUUGGAGUGUAAAUAAUAGUAGACGACAUCCUGCUACCUUCACACACACACAUACACACACACACAGACAAAAAAAGAGGGAAAAAAAGCAUAUCAUGUAUCAUUGUUGCACUGCCACGCAAAUUUUUAAACAAGUAAUUUAUUUUUUGUAAUCAUUUUACGCCCAAUUGAGGUUAUUUGAUGUAUACGGCAAAAUGAGUCAUGCAUAUCUACACUACUCACAAAUCUGUGGGGAUAUUGAGCUUUUGGGUAAAAUCUGAAGAUCAACCUAAAACGCACUUUAACAGUGGCUCUACAAUUUUUUUCACACCAAGUGCCACCUAAAAAAAAAAUUAUUUCUCCAAGUACCACAAUCUUGACUGACAUUAAAGUACAGUAGUGUAGUAGACAUAAAUGUUUAAAAAAAAGACACACACACAGACGUUAUAUGCCUUGAAAAUCACUGCCAUCUGGCGGAAUCCUUGCAUCUCCAAUCCCACAAAAUUUUCUGGAAAUUAAAAAGAUUUUUUUUCUUUUAAAUGAACGUUUUAUCAUUAUACAUUAUUCUGCAUGUUUGAACAUGAACAUUGUUCUUAAGCAUACAGGAACAAAAAAAAAACUACUUAAAUAAUGACUUGAUUAGCAUAGAAUGUUUUAAUGACAUUUUACCUGAAUUUUAAAAAAUAUUAUCUGCAAGUGGCCACCGUGACUGAGAGAGUCAUAGAAAGUAAAGACGUGCGUUGAAAUUUUCACGGAUCAUACACCCGUUGUGAAUUUUUGCCGUUUGGUGUGCUCAGUGUCCAAUAUCCCGAUUUUCUUUCUGUGGUCAUAUGGGAGACACGAAAACGUUAGUCGUUCCUUUUACAUAAAUGGUACUUGUCCUCCUCAGAGUGUUAUUCUUUUUAAUAUUAUUAUCAUCAUUGAAGUUGUGUCCUGGUGUGAUGUGAAGGUAGCGGAUGCUUUAUUUUUCUGCCCGACAGGCCUAAUUUAAUAAUCUUGACGAUAUUGAGAGAUCAUUUUUCUUAUCGUGGUGUGAAUAAUGUACAAAUGUUAACGGAGGCGAGCUUGUGAAAACUGAGCCAAUGUGUUGACCAAUCGAGCGUCUGGGUUUGGACAGUCACAUUUAUUUUCUUCAUUUUGUUGGGAGGGGUUCGAUAAUCAAAGCAAAAUUAAAUAAAGCCUCUCCGUCUGUAUCGGACAUUCUGCAUAAUCACAGUAUAGUUUAAUUUUUUUUUUUUAGGUGUUAUAAUUCUAGUGGUUCAAGUCAUGUUCAAGUUUGCUAAUAGCUCUUUUUGCAGUUUACCAUAGUUUUUAUUUUUUUGUCAGAUUUUUUUUUUCAUGCAUAUUUUCUAACGUAAUUCAUUUACUUGCUAACAAGUGUGCUAGGUUGUCCUGUUUGACUUUAGUUGGACCGAACACUAUCCAUUAGUGCUGACCUACGAUGGAAAAUUAAUUUAAUUCAAAUGUCAGAUGUUGUAGGGUUACUACUUAUAUGUUUUGUACAUCAAUUACAUUUGUGUAACUGGGAGAAAGAACAAGAGUCACUUCUCUGUCCAGACCCAGCUGACAGGUUCCUUUGCACGGGGCUAAAAGAUGAAAUAAAAAAAGCAAACAUG
Molecule: messenger RNA, 8584 nt
Organism: Hippocampus comes (tiger tail seahorse)
Lineage: Eukaryota; Metazoa; Chordata; Actinopteri; Syngnathiformes; Syngnathidae
Gene: scrib
Product: scribble planar cell polarity protein
Exons: 46
Coding region: 736-6705 (1989 amino acids)
Biological process (GO): cell-cell adhesion; neurotransmitter receptor transport postsynaptic membrane to endosome; embryo development
Cellular component (GO): postsynaptic membrane; basolateral plasma membrane; adherens junction
Molecular function (GO): protein kinase binding
Source: RefSeq, a predicted model, not a curated record